CCCGCACACGCACCCAAACCUAGCCACCACCAAUGUCAGCGGCGCCGCCGCGCCGCCACGCCUCGCCGCCGGGCGAGGUCCGCCUCCGCCUCCCGCCCGAUGGUCCAGUACGCCUCCUCCGCGCCUCCAUGGCCCGCAAGACCUGGAGCCACAAGCGUCUCUCACGGGGGAUUCCGACGCCGCCUCCACGAGCUCCACCCGGGCCGGCACCCCCCGCGCUCGGGUUCCUGCACAACCGGGCCGACGAGCGCAGCCCCUGCUUCAUCCCCACCGCCCUCGUCCUUCUCCCUCGGCUGCCGUCACGGCCGCGCACCCCUUCCCCUCCAAGGACGGGUGCGACCACCUCGUCCUCGACUGCCUCGCGGGCCCUUUCCGCCUGGUCUUCCUCUUCGCCGUCGAGGAAGGCACCGACAACGACGCGUACGCUCGUCCAAUACUGGCGGCCGGAGCGAGCUGACCUCGAUGCGCUCCCAAGGCGAGUUCUCCAUGGAAUUCACACAACAUCCCAGCGUUCUCGUUGGCAGGUCUCUGCUCUUCUCCAUGUCCACGGGGACAGUGCGUCGAUCGUGGAGCAUGACCUGGCAAGCCGCGACCUGACUCUGCUCGGCCAACCAGACAAGUACUACAAGCACACAGAUGCUGUCAAGGAUGGGGAUUUUGUUAACGCCUUUGAAUGCGUCAACCACAACCUCAAGAUCAGGGCUCCUUGUUAUGGAGAAGGUGCUCUCGAGGGUGCUAGCACACUCAACAAACAUGGAUGUGCCUUGCUACCCAAAGAUUCUCCUAGUGAUGUUCCUAAGGGGCACCAAAUGAAGAAUCGGCGAAGGGUACAACCAGCAAAGAUGAUGCCGGGAACCUGACGACCUCUGAUAGCAACGUUGAUGGUGCUUCACCUUCGGAGAAGGUGAGUCCGAAUAAUGUACUGUAUAUAAUUUUUCCUUUCUUGAGAUCAUUGUCGGUGCCAGGACUGCACCAUUGUGUGGUGAAAUGUGUGAAUUCCACUGAGCUUUGCAUUGUUCAUUAGGUUCUUUAUGUUUUUUUCACUGGUAUGGGGUGAUUUGUCAAAGAAGUUGUUGAAUUAACUGAGCCCACAAUUUUAAAGUAGCAUUGCAAUAUCUCCUAGACAGUCAUAUUACCCACAUAGAACAUGUUCAUGUGCUUCUGUAUGUGCGAAGUAACAGUCUUGUGUGGGACUUGGAACUCAAUAGAACUUAUCUCUUGAAUUUA
Molecule: messenger RNA, 1227 nt
Organism: Aegilops tauschii subsp. strangulata
Lineage: Eukaryota; Viridiplantae; Streptophyta; Magnoliopsida; Poales; Poaceae
Source: RefSeq, a predicted model, not a curated record